GUGAGUGACACGCUUUAUAUGUGUUUCAUUCUGUCACCAAAUGUUCUUCAUAUUUGUCAUAUUGGAUGUUCAAGAUACUUCGCGUAUCCAUAUCGUUUGAUAACCUCCAGGAAUUCCGAUUGAACCAAUCAUGAGCAGUUCUGGAAAACCUAUAGCACUAGUGGAUCUUACCGUUUCUUUACCUUGUUCUCCAUUUGCGUCAAGACCUUCAUCAGCUAUUGUCUCUACCACCGCAUCUGACUCUUCGAAAUCUUCAAAAGAAUGUAUCAGAGUUCAAUCGAAUCACAUUACCUUCAAAGGUGCAGGUGAUAUUGAAAUUCAACGUGGCUCAGUGCGCUAUGUGUGUCCUCAGGAGUUCAACGAAGAUGAAGGUUCGAAAAUUUCAACAACACCUUCCCAGGCUUCGGCGAGCAAGAACAAUGGUGAAGAAGAAGAUGAACAGGAGGAAAUUCAAGAUGAGGAUAAAUACAGCAUCAACAUUGACAUGUCGGUGUUGAAUACAAGGAAACAGCAUGGAUCGGAGUGUCAGUACUUCACAAACAUUCAGGACUUGGCUUACUCUCUGGUGGAUGACGUCAUCGAUGAGGCUAGGGAUAUUCUGUCCACUCGGUAUAAUUGCGACGUAGAGAUCAAACGCCAACGGUCAACUGCAGCAAACAUCAUCUGGCCCACAAUUAGCGAGUUCACCAGAGAGCUGGGCAAGAAGAAGCUCCGUGAGUACAUUGACCUCACUGCUGACGUCACUGAAAACUGGGAGUACUCCUUGAACCUGAUCGCAGGAAUGAGCAACUCAGUCAGCGACUUUCUUAUGUACGAAGCAGUCUUCAGCAUUCCGACGAAGUGCUAUCCCGUGCCACAGGCCACGGCUACUGUACUGUUUACCUAUGAAAUCUCUAGAGUGAAGCCCAAGAGCUGUGUUGUUGACGUAUCCUAUCAGGUGGAGAGUUUUCGAACGGUACUUUAUCCAGAGAAGAACUUAAUCACAGAAGACCUGCUGUUUCGAGUCCUACACAGUAAGCUACGUUUUUUCAAAACAGUAGCCUAUUGAUAUCUGAGCACAAUUUCAUGGUAGUUCAGUUCUAUGAUACUUAUAUUACUGUUUUUGUAUAAAAUAAAAUAUUGUGCC
This is a messenger RNA of Acanthoscelides obtectus, 1126 nucleotides long. Lineage: Eukaryota; Metazoa; Arthropoda; Insecta; Coleoptera; Chrysomelidae. The record is from the annotation of a GenBank genome assembly.